GCUGAUCGCCAGUGCCACCUCAUCUGUAGAGCCUUGAGUGAAGUCGCAGCUCGUGUGUAGUUUGUUUCUCCUCCUCUGUUCUUCUCUCAGCAGCAGCAGCAGCAGAGCGGGAAUCUCUUCGUCUGGUUUUAACAGUAGGAGCGCGGCGCGCGCAGCACUAGAAGCAGUUUACUAAACAGCGCGCAGCGGGUAAACAGCACAAGUUUACUACGAAAAAAAGACACCAGUGUGCACAUCUGUUGUGGAUCUUUCCUUGCUGUGAGCAAAAUUUACCUGAAAGAAGCGAAAAACUAUUGUAAACCAAGUCCGGGAAGGUUUGUCUAAUAAAAGGAAAAUGGCAGUGACACUCCUGGAUCUCAACUCCACUGGGUCACCUCCACUUUACUCCCCUUUGGAGAAUGGCCAAAACAUCUCAGUGAACCGUUCCACCUUUCGUCCAAAUUAUUAUACAAAUAUUACCUAUGUGGACUUCUAUCUACACGAGCCCUUUGUGUCCGCUAUCUUCAUUGUGUCCUACCUCCUCAUCUUUAUCGUGUGCAUGAUGGGCAACGGAGUGGUGUGCUUCAUUGUGUUAAGGAGCAAGAACAUGCGUACAGUCACUAAUCUCUUUAUUCUUAACCUGGCCAUCAGUGACCUGCUGGUUGGCAUCUUCUGCAUGCCAACAACAUUAGUGGACAACAUUAUCACAGGCUGGCCUUUUGGCAGUUUGGUGUGUAAGCUGAGUGGGAUGGUGCAAGGAAUAUCAGUAUCCGCAUCAGUAUUUACACUAGUGGCCAUUGCUGUGGACAGAUUCCGCUGCAUUGUCUAUCCCUUCAAACAGAAGCUCACCAUCUCCACCUCCACCCUCAUCAUCAUCAUCAUCUGGGUUCUGGCCAUCUCCAUCAUGUGUCCGUCAGGUGUAAUGCUACAGGUCACCAAAGAGCACAGAGUCUCCAUCCUGCUAAGCGAUGGCAACACUACGCAGCCCUUCUACUGGUGUCGUGAAAACUGGCCCAACCAAGAGAUGCGCAAGAUCUACACCACGGUACUCUUCGCUAACAUUUAUUUGGCACCUCUAACCCUCAUUGUCAUAAUGUACGCCCGGAUUGGAAUCACACUCUUCAAAACAUCCAUGCCGGCCCCAGUGAGCCAAGUUGGCACCUCAGGCUCCGGUUCUGGCUCGGGGAAACAGUGCAGAUAUGAAAGUCGCCAACUGGUGUCCCGGAAGAAGAAGCGGGUGAUUAAAAUGUUGCUGGUGGUCGCCCUGCUCUUCAUCCUGUCUUGGCUGCCAUUGUGGGCACUCAUGAUGCUGAGCGACUAUGCGAGUUUGAGCGAGCGCCAGCAUCGGGUCAUUAAUAUCUAUUUUUAUCCUCUGGCCCACUGGCUGGCAUUCUGUAAUAGCAGCGUCAAUCCUAUAAUAUAUGGCUUUUUCAAUGAGAACUUUCGCAAAGGUUUCAAGGCAGCUUUUAAACUGCAGCUGUGCUCAGGGCAUUCAGGCAAUAGGAGGACUUACUCGCACCGACUGCAGGGCAAUGCUGUUUUACCAGCCAAUUUACCACUAACCAAGCAAACAGCACUGGAGACUGGAGCUCCCAGACCAGGACAAGGACUCAUCCAGGGGCUGGUGUCUGUGAGCAAUGGGAAGGGUUUGGGUGAAAGAAGCCAGUCUUCAGGGAAAGAGAACAUGAAAGAACAGGAUCUGAUCAUGGAAGAUUUGGAGAAGGUGAUGUACGAUCUAUAGUUGCCUAAUGAUGGAGUCCAUUCAAAGAUACUCUGCACUCAGAUGACUUGGUGCUCAUGAAAGGCUGAUUUUUCUCUUCUCUUUGACUGCGGUACUGCUGAGAGGACACCAUGAGUUCAUCUUUCAUCUCCUGUCUUCUCUUUCAUCAUAUAGGCAAGGAUGUGCUCUGCUUUUCUUUCUCAUGAAAUUUAAGACAAUAAUCGAGCCAGACAGGCAGUCUCAGCUGGAAGGGUUAAAAUCCAGACAUCGUGUGCCACAAACACAAAAAGGCCAUUUUGUGGACUUGGUUUUGACCUAAUAAGAUGAGAAAUGAAAUGCCAUCUCACUGGAUCCCAAAUUAAGCCCAGUGUCAUUCUCGGAUGUUUGAGCUGAUUGCAUUCGCCCUGUUUAACCUGAGGAAUACACCCCGAGGUUCAUGUAAAAUUACACUUAAUGUCAAGGCCACAACUCAAAUGGAUAAUCCCAAGAAAAAGGCCAUGAGUCUGAACCACAUUUCAAACAGACUGAAGUGCCUGAAUAGGGGAGGCUUGCAGAGGCAACUCUGCAUCUUUCAUUUUAAUGGUAAAAUGAUGCCAUUUUAUUAAAAUGGCCUGCUCAAUUUCCCUCUUCUAUCCUAGCUGUAAAAUGACUAGCAUUUCUUUUUUAGACUGCCUGCUCAACAGGUUCACUUAUUAACCAACACUGAAUGAUUGCCAGCUAAAAAGCUCGCUGGUCUUUUGCUGGUGUGUUUACAGGGUGAAUGUAGCAGGUCUUGGUCUGUUGCUAUUUAAAUGAGAAGCAUCAUGACUUCGAAUCUGAAUUAGCAUAAAAUAGUUUGCAGUGUAACAGGAAGGGCAUUUUGCCAGUGAGUUUCACAAACACUCAACAGUUUGUGCCCUGACAUGAGGGACAGUGCCUGAGGACCUUUUCAGACUCAUGCAUUCAUUGUAAAAGAGUCGCCGAACAAGAGCUCUGCCUUAAAAUGAGGGCGUCAGCGAUCGAGCUAUCGAACGCUUGUGUAUGGGGAGUGAGCCAAGAAACACAUCCACAUGAGCAAAACGGCAAGUGUCCAAACCAUCACAGGUCAUUGCCACUGACAUUUAUGUCUGUCAUUUUGGUGAACCAGGAAUCUGGUAUUUGUUUGACCUCAUUUCUAAAAGAAAUUUGGUUGUCUCUUUUUGUAUUGUACACCUGGCAAAGUGCACACUUUAUUGCUGCUAUACAACUUUGUUUUCUAUGAUGCUUUGAAACACUUUUCAUUUUUGUAAAAUAUCCUCUUGGCAUCUUACUAUGCUUGCAAUGCUGUAUAUAAAAUCAAGAUUCAAAAGUAUGUACUAAUGGAGGUUGGUCUGGAAAUGUGGUUUGACUAAAAACCCUGUAUGUGUUGUCUCUGAAUGGUUUCCUGACAGCAAAACAUACAUCUAAUGAAUGUUACUGUAUAUUACAGCUGCACCUGUUAAACAUUACAUUGUUUAAUGCUAAAAUUACAAGGACAAAUUAUACCAUCACAAUUGUUAUAUAAUGUGCAUCACUGAGACAAAAGCAGGACCUUGUUGAAAUGUGCAGCUGGUUAAUGGACACAAUGAAAAACAAGGUGUCAGAAUACUCGUCAAACACAUGUUUGGAGAGAGGAUUUUUUGGAUGUUGGCACUGUUGAUUUCUCCACUGGAAUAUGCAUCUCAAUGAGGCAGACAGGGAAAUGUAACCUGUAUUCUGUGCAGUUUUUUGAGAUACCGCUGCGAACACAGAAGAUGGGAAUAUUAUACAGAAAGAAAAACAAAAUUAUAUGAAAAUAGCACCUUCUCCUUUUCUGUUUCAAAGUUCCUAAAUGUCUUGCAUAACAGCCGAUGGUGCAGUCACACAGUGUUCUGCAUUGAAAUUAUUCAGCCUUACUCUUUUUUUUUUCACAACCUGGAAAACAUCAGAUGAGUGAGUUGAUGACAAGUAUGUGAUAUAUUUAUAGAUAAUUCCCAUGCCAGUCAUAUCAUCAAGGACUUCAAAAGUCUGUCUCCACACAUUACCGUGAAAUGUAACACACAAUAUGCCAGAAUAAUUUCUAAACAAAAGUCAUCACCACAACUCUCAUUAGAUACACCGAUUGCCAUAGCAACAAGCAGUGUCAUGUGAUGUAUGUUUGGGAUUGUGCAGUAGCCUGCAAAAAAAUAGCUUUUUUCUAUAAAUCUAAUGUAAAUCUUUGAUAGACAGUUUAUUAAAGAGCCCCUAUUAUAGGUUUUUAUAUAAGUCCUCCCCUAUAAGUCCUCCCAUGUGGUGUGUAACACAGCUCUAAGUGAAUGAAAACAUCUGAAAGUGUUUAAGUCUGAAAGUUUAAAACUAUAGAUUCUAUAACAAAAUGGUCAAUUUAGAGUUGAAUAAAUAAAUCGAGUUGGGUUCAGAUCUUUUGCAUGAUCGCAUCGACGUUGAUACAGUACAUCACCAAUUAUGAAGUGCUAGAUCGAGUAAAACGUGAAUUCACCUUUCCCUUCAUGACAUGAGGAUGCCAAUCCCUGACAAAUGGAGAUUCGACUCUGUGGAAUAAAAGGGUUCAUUUUCACAACAAUACCAUAGUGUAGCCAACCUGUGUUUGUUCCUGUAAUUUUUCUGAGGAUUAAUACAAUAAUUUACGCUGCAGCACUGGAUUUGCUGGCCAUUUGCUAUUAAAGGAAGGAUUAGCAGAGACUUUUAUUCAUGGGACUUUGUCAGUAACUGUUACAGUUUAUAUGGACCAGUUUUAUUUUUCCUCUGAUCGUAACAUGUAAGUGUGAUUAACAUUACUGCCUCAUUUUCUGUAGUUUGCAAUAUACAUACUUAACCCUCGCAUUGUGUUGCCAUAUGGCAACAUGAUAUCUAUGUUCAUUUCACUGCCACUGUUUCUUUAAGACUAAUGUUCUAAAUUUUUUUGUUGGAAAGAGAAGACUGUAGUGGAGCCAAUGAUAUGACAAGCUGUGUUUUUCUGUGGUGUGAUUUCUGACAGACUGGCGUUUAUUCUCAGUAAUUGCUGAAUGCAAAUGAAAACAUCAAUAAAAAACAAAGGAUCAAAUUAUGUCAGAUCCACAAAAAAAAUCUGAGACAUCACCUCUAGUAAGUUAUAAUGACAUAUUCACAACUCAAUU
Danio rerio (zebrafish) is the source of this 4809-nucleotide messenger RNA. The record is from RefSeq and is a predicted model, not a curated record. NCBI's taxonomy places the organism in Eukaryota, Metazoa, Chordata, Actinopteri, Cypriniformes, Danionidae.